Messenger RNA from Naegleria gruberi, 7987 nucleotides. RefSeq names its product dedicator of cytokinesis protein-like protein. Bases 1 to 7965 code for a protein of 2654 amino acids. Lineage: Eukaryota; Heterolobosea; Eutetramitea; Acrasida; Naegleriidae. Gene Ontology annotation, biological process: positive regulation of GTPase activity; small GTPase-mediated signal transduction. Gene Ontology annotation, molecular function: protein binding; guanyl-nucleotide exchange factor activity. The record is from RefSeq and is a predicted model, not a curated record. The transcript has a single exon.
AUGAAUUCUAGUGAAAAUGUUGUUACUGAUCAAAAAACAACAUCAUCAACAUCACCCAAUACUACUCAACCAACAACAACAACAUCAAUAACAAAUUCAUCAAGUCAGAGAGCAAACGAAUCUUUUAGAAAAAUGAAAGAAAGAUUAUCUUUGACAUCAGAUGAAAUGGUUGGUGAUUGUGUUGAUGAAGAAGAGGAAGAAUAUUCACUACAAUCGAUGGAACAAAAUAUCAAUAGUUUACAUACAAUAAUUGAUAAAUUAACAACAAUAUUUAAACCACUUUUUAAUGAAACAAGUAAUCAAACUAAUACUUCAUUAACGAUAACAAAAAUUGAACCACAAUUCGGACCACUGCAAAAACAAACACAAGUUACAAUUAACUUUUCAAUACCUUUUGUUGUUCAACAAACAAAUACAACAACAAAUAACAAAACAAAUGUUAUUCCACUAGAUAGAUAUAAAGUAAUUUUUGGUAAAUUCAUAAUAGAACCUCAAAAUAUUCAAUCAAAUACUUUACAAUUUUUAACACCAAGUAUUGAUAAUAAUCAAAAUAGUUAUGAAAUUAAAGUACUAGAUUUAGAAAGUUAUCAAUUCAUUUCAUCAAAUCCUGCAAUUUCAUUCACUUUUUUAACAGAUCCUAAAGAAGAAGCAUUAACAGAUUUAAAUAGAGUAAAGGAUUUAUUUAAUCAAAAAAAGAAUGAACUUUUACACGAGAAGACAUAUUCUAAUGGACAAACAGCAUUACAUGUUGCUUUUAAAUUGGCUCAAUUUGAAAUUGUAAAAUAUUUAGUAUUACAAUCAGAUGAAUUUGAUUGUCUUGUACAACAAGAUGAUAAUGGACAUACACCAUUUGACGUUGCCAUGAACAACAAACAUUAUUUAUUCUUAACAAAAAUUAUUGAUUGGUUGAAACAAGUUGUGAAAAACAAAUUACAAUUCCAACAAAAUCAAUUUUUAAAUAUGCCAUCAAAUAAUAUCAAUAGUGGAGCUUCUCCAAUAAGUGUACCAUCUCUCAAUUUGAGUAACAAUUCAACACCAUUAACAUCAAGUCAAAGUUUUAUUAGUAGUAAUAGUAAUACAUUGGCAUCUCCAAUUGGUGGAAGUUAUUCUGCUAGAGAUUUAAACUCUGUUACAUCAGCAACAUCAUCUGCUCGUAGUUCAUUAGAUAGACAUCGUGGAUCAUUUGAUAAGCGUCGUUCUAGAGAUUUGACAAUUACUACAAGUUUAACUCCAAAGAAAAUCAACUCACCAACUUCAAAUUUUGAUUCAAGUGUUUCUGAAAAUUUUGGCACUCCAAACAAUCACCAAACUUCAGAUGCAACUCCAAAUUCUGCACCUCAUAUUUCAUCUUCAGUUCCUACACAAUCUCCUCUCACAAAUUUCAGAACUACAACUGAUAUUUCUGAUGAUAUUGUUACAAAUGGAAUUAAUUCAAGAAAAUCAAAUCAUAAGCGUGUAUUAACAAAUUUGGGUAGUCAAAAGAAUCAAUCAACUCCUGUGAUGCUCGAUGAUGAAAGUACAGAAGAUGAUUCUGACUCAGCAGCAAUUUAUUCUGCUGUUACCCCUGUAAAAUUACAAGCAACUGUUGAAGAAAGGGAAGAAGAAGCCAUUUCAAAUUUAAUUGUCAAGUAUAGACUGGAUCAAUACAGUGAUAUUUACAAGGAAAUGUUGGAUAGAAAUGAUCCUCUAGUUCAUAAAAUAACUAGAAAGAUUGAAAUGAGAGAUGAUUGGGAUAAUUCUUUCAAAAAGAGAAAGGAAACUAUGCUUGUUCCGCUCACACGUGAAAAAUCCUACUUGGAAGAAGUUCAAUUGGAGAGAAGAGCCAAUCCAUUCAAGCCAAGUAUUUAUUAUGAUGAAGAGGUUGAUGAUGGAUAUACUGAAGGAACCUUGUUGCUUUCUCAAUUCCAUGAAGACAGUUCAAAAUUGUUACCUUACAAUGUUUUGAGUACAAUUCAAACCAUGUCUUCUGAUUUUAUCAUUGUUUCUUUCAAAUCAUUGGAUACUAAAGUUAGAGAUGUAGUUUUUAACGUUGAUGAUUUGAAACAAGUUAGUUAUGAAAUUGAUAUUCUUGAUAGAAAGAAAAUUGAUGAUAAAAGGAAGAAAGCACAAAAGAGUAAUGAAUCACCAACAGCUGCUGAUGAAUUGGACGUUUCUCUAGUUCUUCCAGGUAAGCAAAAAUUACUUGCCAUAGAAGGAUUACAAGAACCAGAGUUCUUGUUGGCUACCUUUGAAGAUGUUUUCCCAUGUGAAGAUCAACAAAAAGUAACUAAUGACGAUACCAAGUUAUUAUACUCUGAUUUUGAAUGGGAACCUUCACACAUUGAUCCAACAAGUCAAUAUCUUUUCGAAUUGAAAGGUUUUGAAUUGGAUGUAAAUAAGAAACUUGAUAUUCCUCUUGAGGAAGCAUACUUUGUAACUGUUUCACUCUAUACUUAUACUGAUAAGGCAUUUAAAAAGAUAUCAGAAGAUGUAGAAUUCAAGAUUGAAACACAUCCAAAAGAAGAAGAUACUAUCACCAAAUUGAAAGCUAUGUUUUCUGUACAAAAGAAUUUUGAAUCCAAAGUUGUUGCCUUGUUUAAAUUUUUUAGAAGAUUCAAAGGUGAAUUGACUGAAACUUUGAACGAUUUGUAUACUCAAAAAGCAGAAAAGGUAAAACAAGGUGAUGUUAAAAAGUACUUUACAAAAAAUGAAAAAUUAUGCACAUUCCCUGGAGUUGCCAGUUCAAUUUCAAUCUUUGGUUGGUCUGCAAUUCAUUUACAAGAUUGUUUGAAGAGGUCAGAGGUUGUUUUAAGUGAUAGUUUGUACAUUCUCCCAAGAAAAUGUAGAACAGGAGAUGCUAUUUUAUUGGAUAGUUAUCUAGAUGUUUAUACUAAUGCAGUUGAACGUGAAUCAAAACCAUUGAUGAAAAAGACUAUCUAUGGUAAAUUGUCAUUCAUAUUCAAAGAAUUACCAAAUAUUCCUCCUAUUCCUCGCCAUUACCACCCAAAUUCUCACGAGUUGGUUAUUAAACUCGAUUCCAAACAUUUGAGAGUACAACAAAUUCCAAACUUGGAAAAUAGUUUAUUGACUAAGAUUUUACCAUUAUCUAGUGAACUUAUUAUUUAUCCAAAGGAAUUGAAUUUAACAAAGAAAGAUUUUAAGAAUAUCACAGUUAAAGUUUCAUUCCUAAAUGAGCAAAAGAAACCAAUGAAUGUAUUUUAUCCAAAGUUUUCCAGAAAUCCUGAAAGAAAUUCUAGAGUUCCUUAUAGAUUUACAUCUGUUUCUGUUGGUAAUAGACAACCAGAAUUUUGUGAUGAGCUGAAGUGUAUUUUACCAUGCAGAAUAACGAAUUAUAGUUUACAAUUUGAAUUCUUAAACGUUCUCCAUAAGGAAAAUUUAAUUUUGAAAAAUCAUCGUGAAGAUGUCCAAAGAAUUGGUUAUGCCAUUGUUCAUUUGGCUGAAGCUGCAUUGAAUGGAACCGAAAUGAAGUUAGAAAUUUACACAGAGAAAAAGGAAGCCAAUGUUGUUAAAACUGAAAAAGUUGAUGGUUACUUUACAUUCCAACUCUAUUCAAGAUCAAUUGCAUUCCCUACUGAUAAUAAUUUAAUGUCAUUCUUUGAUACUUUGGAUUUAUUCCAAAAGAGAAAUUAUUUCAAAAAGAUGAGUAGAAAACGUGAUUCUGAUGAUGACUUUUUCCUAAUUUCUCCUGACCUUUCUCUUGUUUUACCAAAUCUCAAAUUGCUUGGAGUACAACACAUGGCCUUUGCUCCAGUUAUUUUGAAUCAACUUUUCCUAUUGUAUUUUGAUAUUGGUACAGAUGAUGAAGACACUCAACAUGAAAUAUUUGUUGCAAUUAUUGAUAUGAUUGACAAGUAUAGAACAGAACAUCGUACAAUAGUUCCUGGUUGGAUUAAAUUCCAAUUUACAAGUGUUUUCCCUGAUUAUAUGAUGGAGAGAUUGCCAACUAUUGCCAAGUCUGUCAAGUACAUUUUGGAAAGAGAUGAUUAUGACAGUAAGAUUAUUAAGAAUGCCAAUUACUUAUUCUCUAUUUUACUUAAAGCUAUGGUUGUUCAUAUGGACUUUAGAAAGAACAAGAUGCAAAACGCUGAUCAUGAUUUUAGUGAAACUUUCUAUGAAACUAUUAACACAAUUACAACCAAGUCUUUUAGAAAUUUAUUGAAGAGAAAUAUUUCCAAGACUAGACCAGUUACUAUUAUCAAUACUACAGUCAUUUUUGCUCAGUUCUUAAAGGUUUUGCUUACAAUUUUGGACAAACCUUAUGUAAUGAAACUAAUUGCAUCAUUUGUAGAGUUAAUUCCAUUGAUUACUCCAACCGAAUCUGAAAUGGGAAAGAAUAAGAACACCAUAUUGGAAUGUAUUGCUAAUUUGCAAGUAAUCACUUACAAGGAAGUAUUUUCCUACGAUAAUUAUCUUCAAUUAUUUGUUCCAGAAUCUAUUGAAAAAAUUUUACAAAAUGAUAGUCUUCCACCAUUGGAUGAUACCCACUUCUUAUUCUCAUCCUUUGUUGAUACAGUAAUCAAGAAUUUGGUAAAUCCACUCAAGGAAACUAGAAAUCAUACUGCUCUAGUUUUUAGAGAAUUCCUCUACAAGCUCAUGUCUACCUCUAGGAAUUCUACAUUGGAAGAAAUACCAGAAGCAUCCGACAGAAUCAACUUAAUGACCUUUGAGUUUGUUGAUAAAUUCUUGGGCAUUCUUCAAGAUUGGAGAUCUGAAGUUGAAAAGAGUGUAAAUUCCAAUAAGAAAAAGAUGAAUGAAUGUAAAAAGAGAAAGAUUAUGAUUCAACAACAAUUGGCUGCCAAGAAGGAAUCUCAAAGAGCUGCUAGUGAAAGCUCCCUUGCUGGUAUUCAAUUGGAAAUGUUGAACAAGGAAAUUAUUGUUUUGGAAACUAACUUUAAGCAAUUCGAAGGAAUGAUCAACAAAACUAAAGAAGAAUUGAAGAAAGAUAUGAAGGAGUCAUUCAAAGAAAAGAGACAAUUGAUAACUUGUGUUUUCCAUAUUUUGAAGAAUACUGAACAAAGAUAUAUCAAGAAAUGGUUGAAACAAAUUAAUAUUACAAAGAGAUUACAAUUCUUGCAAAUGAUGCAAUUAAUUCUUCAAUCAUUUGAAUAUCAAAGUGAAGCAUAUUACAAGGUUUUCUAUGAACAUUAUUACAAUACUCAAGUGAAAGUCAAGAAUAAGGUUAAUGCUGAUUUGUCUAGUAACAACUCAACUUCAACUGCCACUGUCUCUGCUAAUGCCUCCUCUGCUUCUUCUCUUCUUAGCAAUCCACAAGCACUUCAAGCAUCUACCAAUAUUUCUUCCAUCUCUCAAAGUAAUGAAGCAUUAUCAACAGAUACUCUUGCAGAUAUUGGUACCUAUGUUGCAGGUGAUAUUGAAGAAAUUACUUCUCCAAAAACAGCAACAUCAGAACUUGUUAAAGCUGGUGCUUCAUUGAUGAAGAAGAAGAAUAAGCAAGGAUUUUUCUCAAAGCUCAUUCCUAACUUUGUUAGUUCAGAUCAAAAUCUCAAGACUGAUAUCAAAGAACUUAGAACAUUAUCAAAGGCAAGAUUAUUAGAUUCUGCUGAUAAGACAAAGUCUGUCAAAUUGGAAACUAACUCAUCUAUCUAUGUUAAGAAGUGUGUUAAUAUUGAACAAAAUUGGUCAAGAGAAGUCUCUAACUAUGUUUUUGAAUUAUUAGUGUUCUGUAUUGAGGAAAUUAUGACAGAAAAGACUGAUCAUCACUUGGAUUCUGCAAGUAUUUUGGAAAAUGUUGUCAAGAUUUUCCUUACCUUCUUACGUAUUAAUCAACCAGAAGAUGUAUUGAUCAAUGUUUUGAUCUAUUUGAAAUGCUUCUUUGCUAAUCAUUACAAACAAGUAUUUGACGAGGAAGCAAAUGCUCAAUAUCCAACAUUAUUCUGUGAAUGUUUAAUGAUGCACUGUAAUUCAUCUAUUCCAGAGGUCAGAAGCCAUGCUACUGCCUGUCUCUAUCUUCUUAUCAGAUACAUGUAUAUUAUUAAUUAUAAUACCAUUUUGAAACCACAAGUUUUAACAACACUUGCCCUUUCAAAGACCUUACAAAAAUAUGUUUCUCCAGUUGUUAACAUUACUUAUUUAAAGUCAGCAAUUGAUGCUAUUGGAAGAUAUGCUUAUUUGGACCCUGAUCCACCAAUUUCAGUUCAACAAACAUUGAAUAAUCAAACAACUCAAUCAACAGCUGCAACUGAAACAAAGACCUUGUCAACUCUUGAUUCAUUCUUUAGAAAAAUGGAACAAAGAGUUAAAUUAUUAUCUGCUAUCAAGGAAAGAAAGGAAGAAUCAACAUUUGCAGAAGAAGUCAAUACUCAAGUUUGUAAAAAGUUGCAAUCUUUAUUACACGACACAACAAGUGUUAAAUCAACUCUUGCCCUUGAAGAUAUUCACAAAACUGAAGAUUUAUUCUUGAGAAUUUCACAAGUCUAUACCAGAAUUCCAGAGUUAAGAUUUGUUUGGUUGAAUCAAUUGGCUGCUAAUCAUUACAAGAAUGGUCAAUAUUUGGAAGCAAGUCAAUGUUAUAUGACAAUUUUAUCACUUGUUUUUGAUCAUUUGAAAUCUAUUAAUUCUCCAAUUCUUGCUGGUAUUUCAGUUCAAUCAUUCUUUGCCAUUUCGCCACUCAAGAGAAAGACAAGCGCUGAUAAGUUAACAAGUGCAAAUCCUAACAAUAGAAAUGCAAUGAAUGAUUGCUUUAUUUCAAAUCAAGCAGUUGAAUUUACUGAAUAUGGUAUUAUUCAAUUAUUAUCCAAAGCUGUGGAAUGCUUAGAAUUAGCAGAAUACUUUGAAAGUUGUAUUGUUUUAGAAAGACUUUCACUUCCAUUCUUAGAAAGAUCUAAUGAUUGGAUAAGACUUUCAAAUGCCUAUCAUCAUUUACAAGAUUUAUGUGAUCGUUUGAAGAAACCAGAUCGUUUAGAACCAUACUAUUACAAGAUUGAAUUGGUGAACUUCCCACCAGAAAGAUCUCAACCUAAUCAUAUUUACAAAAUGCCAAAACUUUUCAAAUUAUUCAAGAUGAACAAGUGGGUUCAAGAAAAGUUUGGUUCUCCAUUCGUAAAUGAACAAAUGGAAGUUGUAAGUGGUGCAAAGAAGGUUGAUAUCGAUCCAAACAAACGUUACAUCUUCUUGACUCCUGUUAAACCAUUAACAAAGAGUGUCAAACCAAUAAUUAUUGGAAAUCAAAAGAUUUCUAAAUAUGAAGGAAAUAUCAGAAAGUUCUAUUAUGAAUCAGCUUAUGGGAAAAAGACUGAAGUUGUAACUGAAGCUUACAAGAAGAAAGUUAUUAUUACAUGUAUGGAUUAUUUCCCUAACAUGAAAACACGUCUCCAGAUUGAAUCUGAGGAGGAAGUCAUCUUGACACCAAUUGAAGCUGCCAUUGAAAAUAUUGAAUCUCAAAUUUCCAAACUUAGAGAAGCUCUUCAAAUCCCAGGAGACGAUGAAAUUGAUAUUUCACAAAUCAAGACAGGUAAUAAUAUUGACUUGGCAAAUCUUCAACUUGUUUUACAAGGUUCUAUCAAGGCAACAGUUCAAGGCGGUCCAGCAAGUAUUGUUGAAGGUUUCCUCAAGAUGGAUCAACGUCCACUCUAUGCAGUUGAGCACAUUAUUAACUUGAACAGAAAGUGUCAUGUAUUUUUAAAGUUAUGUGAAGAGGCUGUUAAGGUAGAAAAUCAACUCAUGGAUAAGGCAACUGAAAGAGCUUUCCAUCAAGAAAUGGAAAAGGGUUUAAUCGAAACUCAGCAAUUAUUCGCAGAACAUUUAACACCACUCGAUGAAAUGUUUUAUUCACAAUCUCAAAAUUACAACAAUUAUUCGCCUGAAGAUUCAGAAAUGAAUAGAGGAAGCGUUAUUGGAGACAUUCCAAUGAUUCGUAAUUUUAGAUUCUCAAUGCCACAGCAUGAACUAACACAAUUAGGUAUGAACUAUGAAGAAGAAUCAGAUGAUAGAGAUUUCAUUCAAUAAGUUAAAUAAAUUCAUCAUGAUC